CAUAUCCGUAAAGUUUUAUCUGAAGAUAAAAACUCAGCCAUAGGUGAUAAAAUAAUAAAUAUUUAUCAUCAACCACUGCUGAGUAGAACAUAUUUACUUUUUUAUUAUUUUGAUUGAGCAAUAUUUAAUUUCUGACAAGCUGAAUAUCGUUGGAGUUAAAGAGGGGAAAAUGACAGACCAUGAAUGUGUUGACUAUGUCAAGCAUUGUGCAUUAUGUUAGUAGAGACUUGUCACAAGUAAAGUGAAGUCAUAAAACUUUAAGCCGGUUGAUCCUACUUAACUUGAUUUAUUGGACACAUCCGAGACCUAAAUUACCAAAUGAACUUUUUAUCUGACAGUUUAUCAGAAAACAAUUCAGUUUGGUUGUCAGAUCUCGAGUCUGUCAAAGUUUUUCGUUAAAACAUGGAUUUGUCAAAAGUUAUCAGCAGUAAAUUUGGUGAAAAAAAUUUAAAAAAUAUCCUGAGCAAAGCGACUGGUCAUGAAACUUCAAAAAUUUCUGAUACGGGGUGCGAAUUUGAGGCUAAUUCUGCAAAAGGUGACAAUUAUCUCUCAGUAGUGCAUCGCGUACGGAUCCACGGUCUCAUUGAUGGUAAACAAAUAGAGACUAGAGUAAUUAUUAAAACAUUGCCACGAAAUAUCGCGACUCGAAAGACUUUCCGAAGUGCGGAGUUUUUUGAAAAUGAAAUAAACUUUUACAACAAGGUUAUUCCUUUGAUGGAGAAAUUCUUGGAGACUAAAGGUAAAAAAAAUUUUCUACCUGCUCCAAAGUGCUGGGACUCUUACUUUGAUGGAGAAAAUGAUUUUAUCGUUCUGGAAGAUAUCAGAACUCGUGGGUACGGACAUAUUGCAAGACAAGAUCCUUGGAAACUUGAAAAUAUCAAAGUUAUACUGAAAACUUUAGCGCAAUUCCACGCUAUAUCAUUCGCGUUUAAGGAUCAGUGUCCUGAGGUGUUUUCUCAGAUACCAAAAAUUCUUAAAGAAAGUUUUUACGGUUCUGAAAAACACUGGGCGUGGUAUAGAGAGUAUUAUAAUGAGACAUUAAACGUCGCCAAGGACGCGGUUUCAAAAGAAUACCCAGGAUCACCAGAAGAGAAAAAGUUUCUAUCAAUUCCCGCUCGUUUCUUUUUCGAAAAAUCAAUGGAGAUUUGUAGACAUCCCGAAGCUCCAACGUCUGUGGUAACUCAGGGUGACUCUUGGGCAGCCAAUUUCAUGCUUUAUUUAUCCGAAAAAAGUUCGUCUAGCGACCAAGAACCAGCGGCCAUCUUAUUGGACUUCCAACUAGUCAGAUGCUCCAGCCCAGUCACAGACAUCGCCUACUUUUUGUACACAAGUACCGAUAAAGAAACUCGUGAUAACCACUUCCAAGAUCUUCUCAACUAUUAUCACUGCAAUCUUAUUGAAACGGUUGUUUUUCUUGGCUCUAAACCAAACUUGUAUCCGCUGGAUACAUUUUUACAAGAGGUGAAGGAAAAAUUCGUUCUAGGAUUUGGAUUUUCAAUAGAAGCUCUACCGGUUAUGACACUCGACGAAUCAGAAGCAUUUGAUAUCGAAGAUAUUCAGGGAACUGAAGCCGUUAAUAUUUCUAAAGUAUGGAAAGUUAAACCGAUAUCGUGUAAGAAAAAUCGCAAACGAGUUGCUGAUGCGAUGGUUCACGCUAUUCAUCAAGGAUUUAUUUACCGCGAGUGUUGGAAGCGCUACGCUAGCAUUGUAGAAUUGUGUGAAUUAAAAGAUACUUGUAUUUUUUUUAUUGAUAAAUUUAUCAUAAUGGCGAAAAAUAAAGAUAUUUUAACUGGACUAAGUAAAUUAUUGACAGAAAAAACACUGGAAAAUAUUGUAAAACAGGCAACUGGAGGAAAUAACAUCGAAAUAGUUGAUUGGAAAAGUGAGGAAGCUUCUAAGAAAGGUGACAGCUACUUAUCUACUGUUACAAGGUUGACGAUAGCAGCUAUUGUUGAUAACAAGAAGAAUAAUUUGAAAGUUGUCAUCAAGUCACUGCCAGAUAAUUUGGGCCGCAGGAAAACUUUUCGUAGCGCUGAAUUUUUUCGAAAUGAAAUAACGUUUUACACUAAGGUAAUGCCGUUAUUUAGAUCAUUUCUAACAUCAAAAAACCAGAAUAAUUUGUUGCUAGUACCCGACUGUUACGCUCAUAUUUUGGAUGGCGAAAACGACUUCAUUGUCCUAGAAGACGUGACAGUCCGAGGAUUCGGUCCAGCUUCAAGACAAAGUACUUUAAGUAUCGAAGAAUUCGAGCUUAUCCUGAAAGCUAUGGCGAGAUUCCACGGAGUUUCUUUUGCUUGCAAAGCCAAUGAUUUCAAAAAAUUUUCAGACGUCUCGAAUCAGUUGAUAGAAACUUAUUUCAGUGACAACCAUUGGGAUUGGUACAAGACUUUCCACGGAGUUGCGAUUAAAAUUGCAAAGGACGCGAUGGAAAAAGAAUAUCCCGAAACAGAAGAGCAGAAAAAAUUUAAAAGCAUCCAGGGCAAUGAUUUGUGGCGCAAAAGUGUCCAAGUUUGUUCUCAAACUAUGACACCAACAUCAGUAAUAAACCAAGGAGACGCUUGGGCUCCAAAUUUCCUGAUGCGCAGCACUGAGUCUGGAGAAAAAGAAGCUUUGCUUCUAGAUUUCCAGCUAGCGAGAUGCGCUAGUCCAGUUGCUGAUCUUUCAUUCUUCAUUUAUUCUUGCUCGGACACAGGAUUGCGCGAAACUCAUUUCGAUAAGCUGUUUGAGUUUUAUUACAAGCAUCUCGCGGAGACUAUCAAGGUUCUCGGGGGUAAUCCGGAUAAUAUUUAUAGCCGAGAAACAUUUUUUGAUGAAGUACAGAAAAAAUUUGGACAUGGAUUGAACUUUUGCUUGGAAUCAGUCCCUCUGAGUAUGUUAGAAGAAGAUGAACUGUUUGAAUUAGACGAAAUUCAAGGAAACACGGUGGAUCUCGCGGAUGUUUGGAAACUAAAGCCGAUUGAAAAUAAAAAAAAAAGAAAGCGGCUUGCUGACAUUAUCAUGCACGCGAUACAACAUGGUUUUAUAUAAAAAUAAAACGUUUGUUUUAGAGAUUGAAUGAAAAGUUGUAUUAAUUUAUAAUUUACAGUAUUUAGUUUCUGAAUUAAUAUAUAAAUGAUUUGUACACAA
Molecule: messenger RNA, 3126 nt
Organism: Cotesia glomerata
Lineage: Eukaryota; Metazoa; Arthropoda; Insecta; Hymenoptera; Braconidae
Exons: 8
Coding region: 403-3027 (874 amino acids)
Source: RefSeq, a predicted model, not a curated record